This is a messenger RNA of Erythranthe guttata (spotted monkey flower), 1267 nucleotides long. The record is from RefSeq and is a predicted model, not a curated record. Lineage: Eukaryota; Viridiplantae; Streptophyta; Magnoliopsida; Lamiales; Phrymaceae.
AUCCAUUUUCCAUUACUUCAGCACCUAUGGAUGAUUAUGUCAGUGUGCACAUUAGAACUCUUGGUGAUUGGACCAGACAACUUAAAUCUGUUUUCUCGGAGGUCUGUCAGCCACCACCUACCGGCAAGAGCGGGCUCCUUCGAGCAGAUUUUUUGCAAGGAGAAAAUAAUCCCAACUUCCCGAAAGUCUUAAUCGACGGUCCAUACGGAGCACCCACGCAAGACUACAAAGACUACGACGUGGUCCUAUUAGUAGGGCUCGGAAUCGGAGCCACACCUAUGAUAAGCGUCGUUAAGGACAUCGUAAACAACAUGAAAGCAAUCGACGAAGAAGAGAACUCACUCGAAAACGGUGAAAUUACCUCCCUACCCUCGAACGCAAGCCCUUUAACACCAAUGCCCAAGAAAAAGCCCGUUGGACAGAGCGGUAGGCACAACAACUUCAAGACGAGUAGGGCAUACUUCUAUUGGGUGACGAGGGAACAAGGCUCGUUCGAUUGGUUCAAGGGCGUGAUGAACGAGGUUGCGGAAAUGGAUUACAAGGGAGUCAUCGAAAUGCACAACUAUUGCACGAGCGUUUACGAAGAGGGAGACGCUCGUUCGGCUCUAAUCACUAUGCUUCAAUCGCUUAACCAUGCCAAGAAUGGAGUCGAUGUCGUGUCGGGAACUAGGGUUAAGUCGCACUUUGCGAAGCCCAAUUGGCGUACCGUGUACAAACGCAUCGCGCUCAAUCAUCCUAACUCGAGAGUCGGAGUAUUUUAUUGUGGGGCCCCACCACCAGUAAAGGAGCUAAGACAGCUGGCAUCUGAUUUUUCCCACAAAACAAAUACCAAAUUUGAAUUCCACAAAGAAAACUUUUGACCUUUUCAAAAUCACAAUCAUCUUUUUGAAUGUAUAGAUUGAGACCACCACCACCACCACCACCGCUGCCGCCGCCGCGCCACCGCCACUAGGGGAAGCAAAUUUCUUAAAAUCCCACUUUUUUUUUAUUUAAUUUUGAAGAAGUAUAUAGAUAGUUUUCAAGGAGUGAUCUCAUCAAGCAUCAUGCUUACGUCAGCAAGAUUUGAUUAGUUUUUUAUUUUAUUAUUUUAGUAUAGAUAUUAUAGAUUAGUAUUAUAGUGGUUGGUGGAAGAUGUAAAAUAAAUUCCACCAACCCACUAAUAUCAUAUUUACGGUUGGACCCCUACACUAAUUGUAUAUGUUAUUUGUCACCUACUUAGUAUGUUUGCAAUAAUUAAUGAGAGUAUUGUGGCUUUUCAUUAUCUUCA